Molecule: messenger RNA, 633 nt
Organism: Hordeum vulgare subsp. vulgare (domesticated barley)
Lineage: Eukaryota; Viridiplantae; Streptophyta; Magnoliopsida; Poales; Poaceae
Exons: 2
Coding region: 16-633 (205 amino acids)
Biological process (GO): proteolysis
Molecular function (GO): aspartic-type endopeptidase activity
Source: RefSeq, a predicted model, not a curated record
ACCGAGGCGGACGAGAUGACCGACGCACCAGACACGGCCGCAGAUUCUACGGCGACGGCCUGCGUCGUCUCUCUCCACGCCCUAGCCGGCAUCCGUCAUGAGCGGACCAUGUUGCUGCCCGUGACGAUCCAUGGCGAGCAGCUGGUGGCCCUACUGGAUACGGGCUCCACUCAUAACUUCCUGCCCGAGGCAACCAUGCGUCGUCUAGCUAUUCCGACCACGGGCGGGGAGCGCCUUCGGAUCACGGUGGCCAACGGUGACCGCCUCCAGUGUCAUGGACUCGCCCGCGACGUUCCCAUCACCAUCGGGGGCGAACACUUUUCCAUUACCUGUGCCGGCAUCGACCUCGGCUGUUUCGACUUCAUCCUCGGUGUGGACUUUCUCCGGACCCUGGGGCCCAUCGUGUGGGACUUCCACGCGCUCACGAUGACAUUCUGGCGGCUGGGCCGCCAAAUCCGGUGGGACGGCAUUGGGGGCGCUACGCCAGCCGUGCCACAUCUUCAGCUGGCCGCCGCCUCCUCCGAGACCGAGCACCCUUUGCUGGAUCCCCUUCUGCAGCAACAUAGCGCCCUCUUCGACGAGCCGCGGGGACUCCCACCUGCUCGGGUGUACGACCAUCCUGCAGAAGGAUGA